This is a messenger RNA of Anneissia japonica, 4729 nucleotides long. Its product is annotated as glucosidase 2 subunit beta-like. Gene Ontology annotation, molecular function: calcium ion binding; protein binding. Lineage: Eukaryota; Metazoa; Echinodermata; Crinoidea; Comatulida; Comatulidae. Gene Ontology annotation, biological process: N-glycan processing. The transcript has 12 exons. The record is from RefSeq and is a predicted model, not a curated record. Bases 129 to 1841 code for a protein of 570 amino acids. Gene Ontology annotation, cellular component: glucosidase II complex.
GAAGAAUAGACAGCCUCUAUGGGAAGAGCGACGUGUGCAUGUGUUAGCUGCUGCAUCACCGACAGGACCGGCGUCAUCAUUAUUCGCAAGGGUAGGCAGAGGCCUAGGCAUAGUUGCUGGGAAGUUUAAUGUAUUCUUUAACUAUGAAGCGUUCAGUUUGUUGGAUAUUUUCGUAUGUGCUGAUUAUAGUUCAAUUCUCAAAGUGUGAGAAUACAAGGUUACGAGGUGUUUCAAUUUCUAAGCAACAAUUCUAUAGUAUCGACCCAGAGUGGUUCACUUGCAUCGAUGGGUCAGCAAAGAUUCCAUUUAGUAAAGUGAAUGAUGAUUACUGUGACUGUCAGGAUAGCUCAGAUGAACCAGGUACCCCUGCUUGCCCUAAUGGAAAGUUCCACUGCACCAAUGCUGGACAUAUACCUAUAUAUAUACCGUCGUCGCGUGUCAAUGAUGGUAUAUGCGAUUGCUGCGAUGGUAGUGAUGAAUACAAAGUAGGUUCUACCAAGUGUAUAAACGAUUGUAAAGAGCUAGGCAGAGCCGAUAGAGAACAACGAAGGAAAGAUGCUAUUCUGCAGAAUGAAGGCUUCGAAAUUCGGCUAGCAUACAUACAGCACGGCCAAGCAAAACAGAAGGAGACGGAAGACAAAUUGUCUAGUAAAAAAGUUGAAUUAGCAGAAUUCGAACAGUUAAAAGAAGGCAAAGAAGCUAUCAAGUUAGCUGCGGAAGAGCCGGAGAAAAAAGCAAAAGAAGAGCAUGAGAAUAAAUGGAAUGAGUAUUUAGAGGAAAAAAAGAAAAAACAGGAAGAAAAAGCUGCCACGAAUGCUUUCAAUCAGAUGGAUGUAGAUGGGGACGGCAUCCUAACAACAGAAGAGAUUAUGCUAGUACAAGGCUUUGACAGUGACAAAGAUGGUGCAGUAUCCAACGAAGAAGCCACGAAAGUUCUUGGCGGCCAGAGUCAGGUGGACAAAGAAGCAUUUGUUACAAAUCUCUGGACGGAUGGAGAACUUAAAAAAACUUACGAAGAAAUCAACAAGCAAGUAGAAAAAAAACAAGAAGACACUGAAGCUACCGAUGCACCCCAACCUCCUGGUAUAGAGCCAGAGCAGUACCAUGAAGAAGACACUGCAGGAGACAUUUCAGAGGACCUUGACCAUGAUGAUUACGAUGAUUAUGAUGAGGAUUAUGAAGAUGAAGAUGAACAUGAUGAGGUCGAUGAGGAAGAGCAUUUGAAGCGAUCACAGGCAGUUUUAGAAGCGGCUAAGAGAAGGAGACAAAAGAAGAAACAGGCUGUGAAAGAAGAGGAAGAAGAAAAAAUGCCAGAUUACAAUGAGAACACUAAGAAACUUAUUGAAAUUGCUGAUAAAGCCAGGAGUGAGUUUGAUGAAGCCAAUAAUAAGUACACUGGAUUAAAUAAUGAAAUUAGUGCAUUGGAGAAACUACAGAGCAAAGAUUUUGGACCUGAUCAGGAAUUUGCCAUUCUACAAGAUCAGUGUUUUGAAUUUACCGAUAGAGAAUAUACAUACAAAUUAUGCCCGUUUGAAAAAUCAACACAAAGGCCUAAAAAUGGUGGUGCAGAAACCUCUUUAGGAACAUGGGGAGAGUGGGAUGGAAUGCCAGGUGAAAAGUACACAGUGAUGAAAUAUAGCAGAGGAAAAGGCUGCUGGAAUGGUCCUGAUCGCUCAACUAAUGUUAAGAUGUCUUGUGGUAAAGAAAACAAGAUUCUUUCAGCCAGUGAGCCAGAAAAAUGCGUUUAUCAGUUUGAAUUCACUACGCCAGCUUUGUGUACAACAAAAGUUAACAUUGAGGAGCAUGAUCAACCUUUACAACAUGGACACACAGAACUUUAACGCAUUAUUCACAUUUAGGCGCUGAAAUAAUUCUGUGUUUUUGUUUUUUUUUGUAGCAGAAUAUAUUGAAAAUAAUUAAGAAGAGGGACAUUAUUUCUGUAGGAAUUGGUUAUAAAUGUAUCAUUAAUGCCUGUGUAUUAAGAUAGCAAAGCUUCACCUCAGAUUUUUAUAAAAUCAUUGAAACAUUUAUGUAUGACGUUACAUAUUUUUUUCUAGCAAUGUUGAUUAUUCUAAAAAUGAACAAAACUUGACAUUCUCAAAUCUUGAAAAUUACUUGUAACAUCUAUCACAUUUUCUGACCAAAAUGAAAACAGAACAUACUAUAUUAAUUAAAUUUAAUUUAAUCUAUAAAUUAUAAGUACGACAUUGAUAACUCUCAAUUGUGAGUAAACUCUCUCCUCAGAUUUUUGUAAAAUCAUUGAAACAAUUAUGUAUGAUGUUAUAUAUUUUUUUCUAGCAAUUUUGAUUAUUCUAAAAAUGAACAAAACUUGACAUUCUCAAAUCUUGAAAAUUCACAAAUUACUUGUAACAUCUAUCACAUUUUCUGACCAAAAUGAAAACGGAACAUACUAUAUUAAUUAAAUUAAAUUUAAUCUAUAAAUUAUAAGUACGACAUUGAUAUCUCUCAAUUGUGAGUAAACUUUCGCUGAAUUGAAAGUGUAUUCUCUUAAUGCCUGUCAGUUAAGUGUACACUCUAUAGAUGCCCUCAAUUGAGAGUACACUUUACUUGAUGCCUUCUUGUGAGUAAACUCUCAUAAUUCAUUGACUUGAAAGUGUACUGUCUUGAUGCCAAUCAGUUGAGUGUACACUUAUAGAUACCCACAAUUGAGAGCACCCUUACUUGAUGCCCUCAAUUGAGAGUACACUAUACUCGAUGCCCUCUUGUGAGUAAACUCUCAUAAUUAAUUGAAUUGAAAAGUACAAUCUUGAUGCCAAUCAAUUAAGUGUACACUCUAUAGGUACCCUCAAUUGAGAGAGUACACACUUUGAUGCCCUCAAUUGAGUGUACACUUUACUUGAUGCCCUCUUGUGAGUAAACUCUCUUAAUUCAUUGAAUUGAAAGUACAGUCUUGAUGCCAAUCAAUUAAGUGUACACUCUAUAGGUACCCUCAAUUGAGAGAGUACACACUUUGAUGCCCUCAAUUGAGUGUACACUUACUUGAUGCUCUCUUGUGAGUAAACUCUCAUAAUUCAUUUGAAUUGAAAGUACAGUCUUGAUGCCAAUCAAUUAAGUGUACACUCUAUAGGUACCCUCAAUUGAGAGAGUACACACUUUGAUGCCCUCAAUUGAGUGUACACUUACUUGAUGCCCUCUUGUGAGUAAACUCUCAUAAUUCAUUGAAUUGAAAGUACAUUCUUGAUGUCAAUCAGUUAUUAAAGUGUACAAUCUAUAGGUACCCUCAAAUGAGAGUACACACUUUGAUGCCCUUAAUUGAGUGUACACUUACUUGAUGCCCUCUUGUGAGUAAACUCUCAUAAUUCAUUGAAUUGAAAGUACAGUCUUGAUGCCAAUCAAUUAUUAAAGUGUACACUCUAUAGGUACCCUCAAAUGAGAGUACACACUUUGAUGCCCUCAAUUGAGUGUACACUUACUUGAUGCCCUCUUGUGAGUAAACUCUGAUAAUUCAUUGAAUUGAAAGUAGUCUUGAUGCCAAUUACAGUACGUGUACACUCAAUAGAUGCCCUCAAUUGAGACUACAUUCACAUGAUGCCUUUAAUUGAGAGUAAACUUAUUUGAUCUCCAAAAUUGAGAUUACACUCUUCUUUUAAAUAAUGAGGUUAAUUUAAACUUAAUAGUUAACCAUAAGUUAUUUAGGCCAAGUAAAAAAAAAAUAGUUUCUCAACCUAAUAAUUUGAAAGAAAGGAGAAUAAAGGCACUUUUUUUUCCUCCAAUAUGGCAAAUCCAAGAUGGUCGAUAAGAAACACCUAGUACUUUCUCACUUUUACCAAGUACACACAAUGAAAGCAAAUAAAAAAAGCACUAGACAUGGUUCAUACCAUUAUGUAUCCCCAGCCACAAAUGACCGGAAAAGUUUUGUCACUGAUGUGAGUUAGCCAGAUUUUCGUACAUUUUGUGGAAUAAGGGAAAUUUAAAAAAAAAAAAUAUUUGUGAGGCAGAGAAAAUAAAUGCGCGAGGGGACGAGAAACUAGAUAUUUUUUUUAUUUGGCCUUUGUGUAACGUUCCGUCCACUCUAUCAAAUUUUAUGUGACGAAUUUGUAUGAUGGGCACAUAUAAUAUAAGCAUGAUGAUGUCAUAUUACUCCCAAAUAUGGGCAUACCACAGUUAUUUGUCACAUAAAAUGUGAUUGUGUGGACAAUGCUUUGGUUAAGUUUAAAAUGUUUGAAUUAUGCAGGAGACACGUUAUAUAAUGCAGUGUAUUGUAUAGGAGUGUAUUCCCCCGGGUAAAUAUAGAUACUGAAGUUAUCACAAAUAUGUCACAUUGUUUGUAUUAUUUUAUUUUAUGAAAUUGGUGUAAAUUUUUGGCCUUUGAUCAUCAGGAUGAUAGAGAGGAAUGUUUUAGUUUAUUUCCUUUUGCAAUAACCACUGUUUAGGUGUACCGUACUGUAAAUUCUAAUUUUUGUGAAUUUGAUUUGAUUAAAUCAUUGCUGUUUUGUAAACAUUUAGUUUCACAAUCAGUCUUAGAUGAAGUUCAAAAGAUUUUCUAGGUCUUUUUUUGUAUUGUCCAGUCUAAAUAUUGCAAUAAAUAUAUAUGUAUGCGUAUAUGUAUAUUUAUGUAUGUUUGUAUAAAUGUAUGUAUGUACGGUACGGUACAUACAAAUGUCACUGUUUAUGUACAUAUCAAUGUAUAUGACUUGAUUAUGUGAAACACCACCUAAAGAAAGUAUGCCUGAAAAAGUUGUUCUUCAAUAAAUUUCCAGGGAUUGUA